Messenger RNA from Pelagomonas calceolata, 1648 nucleotides. Lineage: Eukaryota; Pelagophyceae; Pelagomonadales; Pelagomonadaceae. The record is from the annotation of a GenBank genome assembly.
CUGCUCUUGCGGCUAUCUUCGCACUCGCGCCACAACAGCAGCUUACGAGCGAGCUUCAGGAUCCCUGUAUGCUGCUCGCACCGUGGCGCACUAUCUUUGAGCUGUGCGAGAGCUGUCCGACUUACACCAGCUGAGCAGAUCAUCCAGCCAGCCACGCCAGCCGCCGCGUUGGGGCGAAUAGAAACCAGACGAGCCGCUACGCACGAUGCGACGCCCGGCCGCACGGCUCCUGAUCACCGCCCUCACAGCGCGCGCGCUCGAGCCGACGCAGCUCUGGCCGACGACGCAGACGUGUGUAUCAUGUAGAGCGCUGGGCAUGGGCGACUACGACGGUGGCGCUGCUAUUUUUAUGGCACCCGCAGCAACGGGAGGAACAAAAGUAGAAGCCCUGCCCGUGCCCGUCGGUGCCGACGCCGCGAUCGCGAUGGAGAAAGCGUUAAAAGGCCAAGAGUAUGGGAAAGUGCAAACAUUGACCGUAGCCCAAGGCUUGGUGAAUAGAGACGGCGGCGUCUUCGACAAUUUACCUUAUGCCAUGGGCAAAUCGAAGUUCGCCAAAAAAGACCUCUACGAUCGAAUUAGGGGCAAGGACUGGCCCGGGCGGAGCCUGAAGCCCCAGAAUGUGUUUUCAUCAUUAAAGGAGCGGUUCGGGAAGAAGGCGAAGGUAAGGCUUGAGGAUGCUGAAAGGGAUGAGGAUCAGGCGCCUUAUCGGGGCGCGUACGGCUUCCCUCCUGUGUAUGAGGAUGCGCAAUCCCGCAUGUUUGCGGGCUACGUGUCUCCUUAUUCUUUGUUUUUGGAGGCCAUCGGAGAUAUGCUGGACUGCGACGUGACGAGUGCACUGCUCGAGGACGCGUGUCCGCUCGACGACCGGACGGAUCUAGCGGGUGCCUUACGGCUGCAGCCUCGCAACGGCUCCGCUCCACUAAUCGUCGAGUGCUUCGCCGACGAGGCGGUGGGACUAGCAUUGGCGGCUAAUGUAGAUGUUUUGACGGAGCGUUCUUUGCUCGAGGUUUUUUCAAGGACGGCUCGCUUCGGUCUGGAGCGAAGGACGAGCGUCGCUCCCUUGAAGAUGCGGUUGCAAGUUGUCGAUAAUUUGGAGCCUCGUAUCGCGGAGGCGGUGGAAGCUGACGCGCCGGAGACGAUUAAGUCAGCAGACGAGUACGACGCGCUCGGCACGCAGGGCAAGCUGAGGGUGCUGGUCGAGGCCGAGGAAUUUAAGAGGCGCAAGUUGCGAUUACCGCGGCCGCGCGUCAUAAAUGCUGCGGGGAACGACGCGCCGGUGGACGAGCUGCUGAUUCCCUUACUGGACGAGGCGGUGCGCCGGGACCUCGCCGUCGAGGCGGCUUUGAAACGCGGCGACAUCGCUGGGGCGGCCGCUUUGAUGGCGGGGAAGUCCAAAAGACACGCCGCCCGGGACCGCGCUGCGCAGGCGUCGGCGGACGGGGAUCUGGCGGGCGAGCUCCGGGCGCGCGACGACGAGGCGGUAUACUCGGCGAUCCGCGCGGACAUCACGCAGGACGAGGGUAGUUAUUCUCGUUUCUUGGACAAGGACGAGUGGUACGAGCGGCAGCGACGGCGGACGAACGGGGCGUACGACCCGGCGGACGAUCCGCUGCUGAACCCGCCGUGGAAGAGUAAAUCUUAGUAGAAU